AUGUCCCUCCGCGGCUUCCACACAAGCUCCGACACCAUAGUCCUCAAAGACAAGCAUAUUCUCAGCAGUCGCUGCAAACGGCCCGACGGCACCUGGUCCUUCUCGGAGAUCGAUCUGAAUAAUUGUCUGGGGAAUAAUAACGGGAAGUUUGUCUGGGGCGGGGACUCGUUCGCGGACAGCGCGUCGCAGGUGCAUCUUGCGUUGGAAGGUGGGGAGGGGAAACCGAUGCUGCAUGCGCAGCUGAAUGACCGGCAUGGGAGUGUGCAGUCUGCGAGUGUGAAUCUCGGAGAGUGUAUUCAGAAUGAGGCGGGGGGAUUGGAAUAUAUGCAUUGCUGA
Molecule: messenger RNA, 336 nt
Organism: Aspergillus pseudoviridinutans
Lineage: Eukaryota; Fungi; Ascomycota; Eurotiomycetes; Eurotiales; Aspergillaceae
Product: CVNH domain-containing protein
Exons: 2
Coding region: 1-336 (111 amino acids)
Source: RefSeq, a predicted model, not a curated record